AUGGAUGAAUAUGAAGAAUACUCAGAUGGAGAUAUUGUAGAGGGAGAAGACGAAGAAGAUUUCGAUGAGGAGUACUCUUCAGACGAAAUAAACCGUAAGGCAAUUGCAUUAUUCGACUUCGUGCCUGAAAAUGAUAAUGAAGUGGCAUUACGUGAAGGACAACUAAUUUGGAUAUCUUAUAGACAUGGUCAAGGGUGGCUUGUAGCGGAGGAUCCUGAGACAGGAGAAAAUGGAUUAGUGCCUGAGGGAUAUGUAGAAAUAUGGAAUGAAGAAGAAGAGGAAGAAGAAGAAGUGGAACAAGAUGGAGAAGAAAAUGCUGGACAAAUAGAGGUUAGCGAUGUUAGGGUGCCUGUAGGAAGCAACAACAGCAGAAAUGAAAACUUCCAACACUCUGGCGAGAGAGGAGGUGAUGAUGAUGAACCUAAAAGAUUUUUACCCGAGAUUCUUCACUACGAAGAGGGUGAGUGGGUUGAUACUGAAGAUGAAACCGAAGAGGUUUAUCAUCGACCUACAGGAGAUGAUUCAUAA
Messenger RNA from Dujonia railenensis, 528 nucleotides. NCBI's taxonomy places the organism in Eukaryota, Fungi, Ascomycota, Pichiomycetes, Serinales, Debaryomycetaceae. The record is from the annotation of a GenBank genome assembly.